Molecule: messenger RNA, 9720 nt
Organism: Pygocentrus nattereri (red-bellied piranha)
Lineage: Eukaryota; Metazoa; Chordata; Actinopteri; Characiformes; Serrasalmidae
Gene: epg5
Product: ectopic P-granules autophagy protein 5 homolog (C. elegans)
Exons: 45
Coding region: 159-7856 (2565 amino acids)
Biological process (GO): autophagosome maturation
Cellular component (GO): cytoplasm
Source: RefSeq, a predicted model, not a curated record
CAGAUUUGCGAUAGAGACCAGGAAAGAACCAAAACAAACCCUAGAGAGGAGAGAGACAGAGAAACGGAGCGCCUUGCUGCUCCGCCAGCCUUUCACUUCAAUAUUCACAAGCUGUGUUACGGGGCCUGUUUAACUGGAAGACUAAAUAAAAUGAAAAGAUGAUGGCCGAAGCAGUGAGACCGAAGAAAUCAAAAACGAAGUCUUCUGGAAAGUCACAGGAAAAAAAGCAGAGGCAAACUGAUGGCGCAAGGAAAGCCGCUGGACCUGCGGUACCUUGCGUCCCUGCCCCUGAGCUCACAGAAUUCACAGAUAUUCCUCUCAGUCUUCCUCCUGAGCUGCCUGCUUCUGUCCAGGAACCUCUUACCCAGCCCUCAGGAGACCAAAAUGAAAAAGCUGAGAAGGACCAAAACAAAGACACAUGUAUUAGGACUGAAACAGCACAGAUGCCCCUGAGCCCUGGAGACGUAGAGCACAAACUGUUAUCACAAGACCGGUCCAUUGUAGUGGACCAACCUUCUCCCUCCUCUCAGCUGAGCCAAUGUGAUCAGAAAAUCCUCGGUGCUAAAACUGAGCCUUUAAGCAUCUCCUCUCUCUACCCCACUCUGCCCUCUCUCUCUGUAGAAGCCCGCCUCCUGGUUGACCCUUCCUCCAUCAGUUCGGGACUAGUGGAGGCUUCUCUUAUGCCUUUAGUAGUUGAAACAGCAAACAUGCCCAGUCAGGUAGGUCUAGCUCCGGCUGUUCUUCCUCUGGCUGACCAGGAGUCCUCACCCCCCAGCCUCAUUCCUGUGCAGUUAGCGGAGGCUGAGAGGCCACAGGAGAGGUUGUACCCUGAGCUUCCCCGACCAUGCCAGAUGGUCCAGCCCUUCACCAGUGAGCAGCUGAGAAUGUGGGAGCCGGGUUCUUGGCUGGAGAAUGUUGAGCUCCAUGCUUCUGAGUUCCAGGCCCUUGCCCACCAGGAGGGCCACGAGCUGCACGAGCUGCUGCUGAACUACUGGAGGUGCCGAAAGCAGCUUAGCCAGGCACAGGCCGAGCUACAGGCAGCCAACUCCGAUUGCAAGAGCACGCAGAAUCGCCUGUGGAGCUUCAGGGAUGAACAGCUCACGCUGCAGGGUGUGUGUGCAGACCAGGUCAAAGUGUGUGGCUACCACCGCUUUCAACAGGUGGUCCUGAACGAGGCAGUAGUAGCUGAACUGAGACAUCUGUUUGAGGCUAAAGCCGAGCUGCUCCAUCAGACUGUAGCCCUGCACUCCUACACCUCUGUACUCUCUCGCCUGCAAGUGGAGUCUUAUCUCUACCGCCUGCUCAGCACAAACCCCAUCACCAGGAGUGUGGCCAUACAGGAUGCAGGCCCAGGUGCUCCCAAAUCCCAGCCUUCUACUCUGCAGCUGCUGAAGGAAAGCAUCAGUGUGCUGUUCAGCUUCACCCGUCGAAUUCUAGAUGAUUCUCAGUUCCAAAAUGAUAUUCAUCUGUGGCUGCAGAAACUGAUAUCAGUACUGCAUCAUGUAGGCUCAGCUGGAGACCACCUGUACAUCCUCAACCACCUGCUGUGCUGUCCUGCAGGAGUCGGGAAAUGGGCCGUGCCCUUUCUACAGAUUAAAGUGCUGGACAACCCAUCUGGAGUUUACCAUUUCAUGCAGGCAUUAGCUGUUCUCAUGUCCCCAGUGAGGGACCGAGCUGACUUUCUUUGCCACAUGAAGCCCAGCGAUGUGAAAAGUAAGAACAGCUAUUCAGGACCUGCAUCUGCCAACUGGACCCUUGUAGAUGAGGGUGGAGAAGAGGAUGAAGAUCCAGAGACGAGCUGGCUGCUGCUAUCAGAAGAUGACCUCAUUGCUCUGCUCUCUCAGUUUCCCUUUGAUGAACUCUUCAAACACUUACUUGGGAUGUCCUCAAAUGGCAACUACCAGCCUCAAGCAACCACUAGUCAGAAGAUGAUGAAGAUAUUUGCUUUUGCCUCUUCGCUGGUGGAGCUACUGGCUGUUGGCCUGCAAACCUACAACAGAGCACGCUACCGGCAGUUUGUGAAGAGGAUUGGCCACAUGAUCAGGAUGACACUGUGCUAUGUGAGUGACCACUGGGCACAGUACCUCAGUUUGACUGGAGUCAGCAGGACCACCAUGCAGGAGCAGUCCUUUUCUAUGGAGAAAUUGCAGGUUGAGUUUGACCAUCUCUUCCUCCGUGCUGUUUUACACGUCCUGAGGGCCAAGAGGUUGGGCAUCUGGCUCUUCAUGUCAGAGAUGCCUUAUGGAACUCUGUCCAGUGCAAUGCUCUGGAAGAUAUUCUACAUUAUGCAAUGUGCUGAGACAGAGGGUCUGGACAGGCUGGGCUGCAGUCUGAGUGUGGAGAGCUGUGUCCAGGGCCUCAAAGAACCAAGUCACCAAGAAAGGUUUAAGGACUGGCUCUCAGAGAUAAAUAGUUCAGAUGGAAUUUGCCUGCUGACAACUUUUGCUCACAUGGCUCAGCCCAAACGUACAGAUGCAGACCCGGAGUUUGUCAGGACCAUUGUGCUGGAGAUUUAUGAGGUGUCAUAUGUCUGUGUGACCACACGCGAGAUCUUCUCCAAAGUGGGCAGAGAGUUAUUGGCUGCCAUAGCAACGGCCCACCCGCACAUCAUCUCAGUGCUGCUGGAGAGGUUGAGGGAGACCAUUGACAAAGUUGGCAUGGUGUCAUUGUACCUCUUUAAAGAGCUGCCUCUGCACUUUUGGAGCCCCAGCCCAGCUGAAGUGGUAGUCAUUCGCAGUUGGCUACUGGAUUACGGCUUGUCUGCAGUAGAGAACAAGCUGGCCUGCAUUAUUCUGGAGGGCCUCAACUGGGGAUUCCAAACAAAUGGUUGCCUUGCCCUGCCAGCUGCAUUGCAUAGUGAAGUGGCACUGUUGGUGGUGGAAGCGUAUCAGAAGUACCUCACAGAUAAGCCCUACGCUGGCAUCAUCUCAGAGGGCAUCAAACAGGUAUCUUAUCUGGCCAACAUCAUGCGGCUAGGCCAGACUCCAGAGACGUCCUUUAACCAGUGGGCCUGGGACCUGGCGCUGCGUCUGAAGCUCCACACCAAUGAGAGGAAUCCUCAGGACCCUUGGUGCCCACUGCCUUCCUCUGGCCCUUCUGUGCCUGAGAUCACAGACACGCCUACCAUGCAUCCAGUGCUUAAAGCUGUCAAAGCUAGCAUCCCCAUCGGCUGUCUCCUGGCCCUUGACAUGACCAGUAUUGGACACAGUUUGGAGAGGUUCUGCAGUGAUGGCAUUGCUCUGCUGAAGAUCUUGGUACAGUCUCGCCACCUCAAAGCUGUGGUCCACGUGCUGGAGAACAUUCUGCCGCUGGCCUACCAUUGCCAGUUCUACCUGCUCAAGAAUGAACAGUUCCUGAAUUGUAUCCAGCUGUUUUUGCAGUUAGACAGUGGGACUCCGCAGGGUGUUACCCAACAGGUCACACACAAGGUGACCCAACAUCUUGUAGGCACCUCCAGCUGUGAGAACAUCAAACUCCUCAACAGUGUGAUCCAGGCCCACAUCCUGGAGAGCGCCCGGGUCGGCCGUGUUGGAGCAGUAGCUGUUCUAGAGUUUUGGCUGCAUGUUUUGACUGAGCAAAGCCUCUGGCACCGAGACAGAACCGUUCUGUACCUCCUGGACCAUCUGUGCCGUGCUGCCUUUCUCCACCAGCAGGAGGAAUGUCUCCAUAAAGUCCUCUACCAACAGCAUAAGAAUGCACUAGGUUACCAUGGGGACAAAGGCCUGUUGUCAUCUUUUAUGGGCUGGAUUAUGGCAGGAAACAUCACUCCUUCCUUCAUAGAGGGCAAUGCUCUGACUAGUGAGGUGUGGUUUGCUUGGCUUGUUUUAAACAUGGAGUCCAUCUUUGAGGAGGAUUCUCAGUUGCGGCGAUGUGUAGAGCACGAGCUCCUCUCCAACCCUUCCAUCACCCCAGACCAGGCUCUAAAAAAGGCACAGGUACGCCUAAAGCUGCACGUGGUACCCUCCCUACAGCGGCUGAUGGUCUAUCGGUGGGCUCAGCAGGCCCUGGCCACACCAGCAGAUCACCCGCUGCUGCCCCUCAUCUGGCAGAAAUUUCUGGAGCUCUACCUCCACCAGCCUGGGCCUGAGUUUGGACUGGAAGCUAAAGGUUGCAUUGGUAAGCGCUACUUCCAUAGUGCAACACACAUCACCCUGCUGAAGGAUCUUAGGCAGCGGCUGGUGGAGGUGUGUGACUUCCAUCAUGCAGCCAGUAUGGCCCUGAAAGUGCCAAGCCCAUCCAGUGACACAGCUAGUGAAGGAGAGGCUACCCCUGCAACCCCUAUAACUCAGUACAUGACCUCUCCUGAGCUGCAUGUCGAAGUGGUUAGACUUUUUAGUGCCUUUGCAAUAUGGAUGGAUGACGAGAACCUACAGAAACAGGAAGUGUACUUGCCCUCAUUGCCAAAGCCGUAUGAUGCUCAUCGUCUGGCCAAAAUUAUGCAGGGCCAACAGGAGCUGUGGAUGGAGUAUGUGGACAUUGAGCGAAUUCAGCAUGAGCUGAAUGAAGUUCUUAAUCUGUGGAUAAAGGUCAAAAGUGAGCCUUCAUUCUCCCAGAGCAGCAGCAACUCCAUCUUUACUGAUUUCAUCAAUCCUCAGGCUGCAAGAGAGCGCAUCCUCACCAACCUGAAGAAACACGAUGCUCCCCAAGGGGCACUGUUACUGGUACCUAUGAAGGCCCCAGUGCCUGAUAUUCCCACAGGAUGCCUGUCUGAUGAGCAGACAUAUACAGCUCUCAUCCAGGAGGAUCUCACUAAGCUGCAGCACCAAGCCAAAUUGGCUGCAGUCCGAGAGACGCAGCAGGUGGCGCUGGACAAUGAGCUGCUGGAGGUUUUGCCUCAGCUCUACGCCAACCGUGAAGAGCAGCUCUCCAUGCAACUGGAGUGCAAAGGCAAGGGAGGCCAGCCUUGCCAGGGCCCUGCACAUAUAACCGUCAAGUAUGCAGGCAUGCACAAACUAGAGCCAGUCCAGAAUCAGAUCCAGUCCCUUAAGAAUGAUAUCAAGCAGCUACAGGCUGAUGCAGUUAAACCUCCUCCUCAGAGCCUAGCUGAGGCUGCUGUGCAUACCGAGAAUUUUAUCACGACCCUAGUUAAUGCCUAUAAGUUACACCCAACACCGGCUGUCCAGAAGGUGGGCAUUGUGGCGUUUUAUCAUAUUGUGUCUUUCGUUUGUGAGGACACCCAGAGACACCCGCCCACUCGCCAGUUCUUCACCUCCUGUGUGGAGAUUCUGGGACAGGUCUUUAUACGGGACACUCCGACAGAGUGCAGGCGAGUGCUGAAGACCAUCCUGCUGAACCGGCGCCUGUGUAACCUUCUGUCUCCCUACUUUACUCCCAACGCCUCUCCUUCUGAACUUGUCUCUCUGUAUGAGGAGGUGGUGACGGCACUACACGCUGACAGUGGUGAUGUCAUCUUCAUGCUCCUCACCAAAUUCGACCUAACACAUUGGCUGUCUGCUGCUCAGCCUCGAUUUCCUGAACGGAGCCGUCUGAUGGAGCUCAUUCACCUGGCACUCACAGCCUGUGGCCUGGAGCCUGAGCCCGAGGUCCUCAUGCCCUUUAACCUCUUCUGCAAGCACUGGACCCAGCUACUGGUCUAUCAGUUUCCUGACCACUACAGUGACUUCCUCCGGCUCCUCACGAAGAGCUCCUCAGAGCAGCUUCUCAGCGCAGAUUGCUGGAGGGCUUCCCUGCGAGUGCUUGGCUGCUGCCCUCAUUCUAAAAAGAAAACAUCCAGACCUUCCUCCACACACUCCAUCUUCCUCUCCCCUCAACAGGUUGAAGAAACAAUAGAGUGGCUGUCAAACUACUUUCUAAAGCUCCGUCUGUCCAAAGGAGACUUUCGCAGUUUUGGCCUCCUCUCUAAAUGGAUGCCAUACAUUGAGGAAGUCAAGACGUUCUUCGAGUUUCUGAUCAGUUACCUCAUUGAUCUGGAGCUGAACACCUGCAGUAAGGAGCCACUGGGGAGUGCAAGAUUGAUUAAAGUUCUUCAAGACCUCCAUUCAAAAAUGGCUAAACUCUUCAAGCCCUGGAUUUUAGUUCUGGACACAGACGAUGCAAGCAACCCUCGUUGUUCUCCAUGGCUUGAAUCUGAUACCACAGUAGCAGUCAGUCUGGUUACUCUGUAUACGCAGUUGACUGAGACCUUGCAUGACAAAUUCAAAGAUCACUUGUUGCCAGGACAAAGAGGUGCCCUGUGGCUCCAUCUCAUGCACUACUGUGAGACUUGUACCUCCCCUAAGAUGCCUGAGUACCUGCUCUACACCUAUCAUGCUGAAUACAAUCGCCUGCAGUGGAAGGACCUCCAUCCAGACCAGGCUCUCAUGAACCAGUUCUUUAAUGUGGAAAGAGGAAGUCCGAAGAGCUGUUUCCUUUUCAUGGGUGAAGUGCUUUGUGAAGUCAACUGGGUCAGCUCAUUAAGUGAUGCCCUGAACCCUGAGACCAGCGCGAGUGCCCAAACAAUGGUGGUCUACCUCCUUUACCUGAUGGUCUUCCUAGCUAAAGAGGACCAUCUACUCAGCAAGCCUGAAUCCUCCCUUUUGAGUCUGCUUGGCCAGUCAACCUCUCUACCCUGGCACUUAGUCGACUUCUCUUCCUACCAAAAUGUCACAGUCUAUGUGAACACACACUACCCAGCUUCUCUUGUUCUCAACCGAGACACAUCUUCACAGCUAGUCAUCAAACUCCUCAAAAUGGCUGCUGGCUUUGGAUCAACCCUAGAUGGAUUACAUCACAAGGACAUGACUUUAAAGUGCCAGGCCUUCCUCCAUCUGAUGGUACAGUUUCUCACAUCACUGGAUCAAAAUGGCAACAUCAGCUUGGCCUCCCUAGAGACAGAGAUGGAGAGACUUUUGGAGUGCAUUGUCAUUUUCAACCCCCCUGAAACAGACCUGCAGCAAAGACACAUGGCCACUUGCAGUCUGUUCGCUGAAAUGCUAACUCUGCUCAAUGGAGCAAGCCUAUCCACAGCAGAGGGGCUUGGAGCCAAGCUUCGUUCCUGGGUGGAGAAAAGGGCCCGGGGCCCACUAGUGUUGCCACUGCUCACGGCUGCCUGUACAUGCCUGGCCUCUGUGCGCCAUAUGACCCGCACCACUGAGGCCUGCAUAUUGUCUUACUUCACUGAUGGUGGCUGUGUGGAUCAGUACUCUGGCUGGGGGCCCAUCCUAGUCUCUCUCCAGGUUCCUGAGCUGACAGUGGAGGACUUCAUCCAGGAGAGCCUGGCACUGGGCAGUUACCUAACACUCUAUGUAUACGUCCUUCAGAAACUCAACAUGGAGCAGACCCUGCUCAAUGAGAAGAGAACUCUCGUCCUGCUCAACUCCUGGAUCAACCAAGUUUUUCCUAGUGGUCCAGCAGACGAGGCCAAGCUGUUCCUGUGGUGGCACAAAGCCUUUCACCUGCUGCAGGUUCAAGUGGAUCAGGGGGACCCAUGUGGGCUGGACACACUGGUGCUCUCUUUGAUGUCCUUCCAGACAAGCCUUGUCCAGCUGGGAGAGGAGAGGCUCAACUCUGGCAUUCUGGGAGCCAUUGGCCUGGGAAAGAAGUCCCCGCUCUCUAAUAGGUUUCGAGUUGUUGCUCGUAGCAUGUCAGCAUUCCUUCUGGUGCAGGUGCCGUCAGAAAGCCAGUUACGCAUUCACCCAGGAACAGAGCUGCAGCUGUCUGUGAAAGCCCAACAGGCUUUAGCAAUGCUGGAAGCCAUGGCGGGCAAUAAGCAGUACUCUGAGCUGCAGCAGUCUUUGAGCCAAGCCUGUCAGUUCAUUAAGUACCCUGGACACUGCCUCCGCGACAGCAACCGCCUUUUAUCCCUGCUCAUCAAUUCACUCUAUGCUGAUCUCCACUAUCUGGACAUUAUUCGCUAGCGAGGUCUGAAUCACAGACUGGUCACCAAGGCAGAAAGAUGAACCUGCACAUUUCUCCGUGACAGCUGAAGACCCUGAGAAUGAGCACGGCAAGGUGAAAGAGAAGAUUCUGUGGUCUGAAAAGCAAAUCCAUGGGUCAGUUGUGCUGUGAUUGGGUUCUUGUGUGGAACCUUUGUCAAGAAAUCUUGAAUAAUUAAUAGAAGCAAUGGCAAAGAGAACAUCUUAAAAUCUUUAAAGCUGCAGUGCACUUCAAGCCAAGUAUCAAGGUAACUAGUGUCUACGUGCCAUUUUUCUGUCUUCUUUUCUUCAUCCUUUUCUUCUUUCCUCUCCAUACACACAAUAACAUUUAGAAUUGUCUCAUUUUCAGUGUUUUGAUCCAAAUAAAUGGCAAACAAACAUUGGUUACCACAUACCACAUACAUUGUGAACCACAUACACAAAGGCAACAGCAGUCAAAAUGUUAAACGAGUCAAAUUCUAAUGAUAGUUGUUAUAUACAAUCAUAUGCAAAAGCUUGAACCCUCAAAAAUUACUUUGCAUAUUUAAGUGCACAAUUUCUAUUUAUUAGCUGGGUUUAACAUAUCCAAAAAAAUAAUUAAAUAUUCCGUAAUUUUUUUUUUCCAGUACAUAAAAUUCAGAAUAUAAACAGUAAUUGUGCGUUAAAUGUGCAGACGCGUGCUCUCUGUAGGAGGAUGUUUAUUUAUUUUCACAAAUCAGCAAAAGACAUCAUUUGACCAGGAUCACUUAAAAUGCGCAUACAACUGUAUAUAUUCAGUUGUUAAUAUCAAUGUAGUAUUUUAAAGAUUUUAUGGGCUGUUUUAGCGGCAUUUUUGAAGUUUUAAGUAGUGCCAUAUAAUAACGGAACGCUGACAGAUCCUGUAUGCAAUUGCAUUUUAUAGAUUAACACUGUCACAUGCUCAUUUUUUUUGCUCCAUUUUGACCAAUGUUUCAGGAUCAUCAUGAACCUGGCCUUCAUGUGUCUUUGGAGUCUGACAUAUGAGAAACAGAAAGAGUGAGAGAGAAAGCACACUGCUUUAAAUUUCUCUGGCAGUGUCAGAUGCACUGUGUAAUGUUCAGAUAGUUGGAGCAUGCUGCGGUAUCAUAUGAGGAGAACUAAACUGGCCUAAAGUCCUCCACCCCCCCUCUCCCAGACACUUAUUUCCCCUGAUUUCCAUGCUGUUAUUUAAGCAUGCACUUUCAAGGUGGUCGGACUGGGGAAUCAAUUACAUACUUAUUUAAUGCACACUGAAGUCAGAAGUUCAUGCAGCAGAUAUAUUAUGAAUGGAUGCUUUUAGGAUUUUCAGAAGGGUGUUCCAAAAUGCUCCACAAGGCUACUGUUUGUUCAAGUUUUUUUGUAUCAAUAAAUUUGACAGGCUUUAUUGAAACAUGCUUUGUUGCUGGGGAACUGGAAAACUGGGCUGUAUAUUUUAUUAUAUUUACACUGAUGCACUUUUUUGUUAAUCCGUUAUCCGCUUGACAGUAUGAUAUAUUCAGAAAGGCUCAGAAAAGAAGCUGUAGUUUCAGUUUCAGUGCAGAGAUGAUGAACUUGAUGCUGAAGUCUUUUAAAACAUUGUUUAAAUGAAGCACAAACUCCCCACUUUUCUAAUGUCAUCUCACAAAACCGUGGACACUUAAAUGUUGUUGGAAAAUGUGCAAAAAGUAAGAUGAAGCUUUAUAGUUUUCUUCUUGCCUUAAAACAUGCUUGCAGUGUUGCAAUAUGUGGCUUUUUUUGUAUUGUGCCAUGAUUCUGGGCUCUGUUCCCUACACUAACAAGGUGUCAUAUCAGCUAUUUGUACAUUGCUAAUGUGAAUGCGAAUAGCCUUGGACCAUGUAUACCAAUGCCUACAAUACAAAACUGAAAAGAA